Molecule: messenger RNA, 309 nt
Organism: Penicillium samsonianum
Lineage: Eukaryota; Fungi; Ascomycota; Eurotiomycetes; Eurotiales; Aspergillaceae
Exons: 1
Coding region: 1-309 (102 amino acids)
Source: RefSeq, a predicted model, not a curated record
AUGCUGCGUUUCUUUGCUACACACGGCGAGCCUCACAGCCCGUCCUCGCAGCUCUGGGUUCCGCCCAGAGCCGCGAUACCCCUUGCAAAUGAGAAAUUCGGAGGAAUCUUCAAACCACAACCCGCGCCGUCGUUCGUUCUCGCGCGUCGGCGCCGGUCCUGCCCGCGAGGGCCUGGUGUGAUCCUAGAAGUGAUCCUAGAUCACUUCUUAGCCACACUUGCACUUGACAUCAGAAACAUCGGGCGGAUGGGGCUUGCCCCGAACCCCUUGGGAGAGUCGGUGCGAAGAUUGUGUGUGAUGACACUUUAG